This is a messenger RNA of Xyrichtys novacula (pearly razorfish), 1449 nucleotides long. The record is from the annotation of a GenBank genome assembly. Lineage: Eukaryota; Metazoa; Chordata; Actinopteri; Labriformes; Labridae.
AUGCAGACAGAAGACUUUCUUGAACACACAGGUAAGAGUCUUGACUGAGAAGAGUGGCACUGUGGGUCCUCAGAGAUUUGAGUGAUAUAAUCCUAUUUUUAAAUCGAGAAUUACGACAUGAAACUGUCAACUGAUCGGCAUUUUCACUAUCUUAGACAACGCGAUAAUCUUUUUUAUGCUGAUGUCAUGACUUCAUGAAUAGAUUAUUUGCUUUGCUAUAUCAAUUAUAAAUUUGUUUUGAUACUACACAAAAUUUGAGGAUGCUCUUGAUAUGAAAGUAUCAGAAAUUGGCAUUUUACCCAUUUUUACUCUUCAUGGAUCAAAUUAAUUGUCAAUUCUAUUUUUUAAAUGUGAUUUUAAUAUGUCAAAUUUUUUUACAAGAAACAAGAAAAGUAAACCUAACAUUUACAAAAACAAAAUUGUGAAACUACUUUCACAUCCAUUAAAGAGUUAGGUGACUUAGAUAUUAAAUUUAUUAAAUCCAAUCCCUUUCUCAUUAGCCAAAUUUCUCUAUUCAGUCUUAUAUUAAAAGCUUGAUACUCAUUUGACUGCCCAACUCUAGUGACCAACUCACAUCUUUAUAAAUGUACUGUAUAUGCAAGAGUAAACAUUAUACUUUGCACAAAUCCUGCAAAUGUAUGUUCAUUUAUUUAUGAAAAAUUCAGAUAUUUAUAAAAACAAAAAAAAAAUUCAAAAUGAUCAGCAGAUGAAUUACUAUUUGUAAUGAUUAUAGUUUGCAGCUUUCCUUUGUUAAAAUGUUUGCAUCAUAAACACAAAAAGACAGUAAUCAUAAGCAGUACUCUUGGAGUCCCUAUUCUUACUUUUUCACAGUUAAUUGGGUCUAUCAAAAACAGAUCAUCAAAUGUAGAUUAAACCCCCCUGUCUCUGGUAUGAGGGUCUUUGUUCUCCAGAGUUUUUUUUUUAAUCUAGCUUUGGCACGAUAUUUCUAUAUUUAGUUUUAAUGAUGUGAUGAUAUGUUGCCACUGCUGACCAACUGGCGCCCAUUAGUGUCCAUGCUGUCCAGGGACGGGGUUUGAGCAUCAUUCAGCAUCACAUGCCGCUGUACCUGCUCUCCUCCAACAUGGACCAGUGUUUGGCCCUGACGUCAGCCGUCACCGCCCUGCUGCCUGCCUGCCUGCAGUCUCCCAGCCUACAGAUGAUGAUGAUGAUGAUGGAGAUGGGAGAAGCAGCGGCCUCCCCGUGAAUCCCAUCCGGCUUCGCAAGGAAGAGGAGGAAUUCAGGAGCACUGAAAGUGAAAUAAGUAUUGGGAUAAUAUCGAACACUUUCGAAUGGGGACAGCUUUCACGUCUGGCACCGGAAGAGAUGCUCCGCAGCAGCGGCAGCAGCAGCAGCCGAGCGCGAGGGAGCGGCGGGCUGUGCCGCUCCGGUCGGGGUGUUCCUCAGUUUGGCAGGGCUCCUGCACGCGCGCCUACUGUGGAGGCGAUUUAG